AUGGAGACAUGUCGCCGCGAGUCCUCUCCUAGCAUUUUCACAGCCGGCGAGUAUCGUGACUGGUUAACUCGAGCACCUUCCACUUCAGCAAUAUACGAGCGCUUGAGACGAGGGCGAGGUUUCCGUCACGUGCAACCGCUUCCGAGGAUCGCACACAGCGUUGAGAGCUUACUGGAUUCGCUCCAACAGGAGCGGCAGCAUGGCCUCUACCCUGCAAAUGUUCCUGUGAGACGGUCGCUUUUAAGGCCAAAGACCGAAGAACUUACCUAUACCUCCCACAUAAACUACCCCCGCAAGUUUGGGUUUCACCGCACUGUACCCUUCCCCUCUCCCACUAAACACUCAGAUGAAAAGUUGCACUUGCUCACGCUGGAACCGGAAGAGUUUUAUAAAUAUAGACCACAGAGAGAAUCCAAAAUGAUGCCUCGUUCUUUAGACACAUUCAGCGGGAUGCUACGAGUGCAACUUCUCACGGGUCGGGGUCUGCGCCCCACAGGGCAGUUUGAUCACUUCAGAGAUCUGUAUUGCGUGAUUGAGUGUGAUCACGUGCACAAGGCAAGGACGGCAGUAAGAACUGGCGAACACAGUUUCGACUGGGACGAGAUAUUCGAGCUUGAUUUGGUUGAAAACCAAGAGUUAUCUUUCCUUAUUUACAGUUGGGAUCCUCAAAACCGUCACAAGCUAUGUUACAAAGGUACAAUACACCUCAAUAUGCAUAAAGAAGGGCCUGCCCAUAGUUUGGCACUGAAGCUGGAGCCACGAGGAACUCUCUACCUCAAGCUGCAAUUCACACAUCUCAGGCAAAUAUUGGAGAGGAUCCCGGCACCCACUUCGAGUGGGGUGUUCGGGGUGGACCUGGAAACCAUCGUCGCAAGAGAGAACUCUGGCUUGGGUGUACCACUUAUUUUAAAGAGGUGUAUUGAUGAGGUCGAGUCCCGUGGACUAACUACUGUUGGUAUCUAUCGCCUCUGCGGGUCGGCUGUUAGGAAGGAAAUGCUCCGAGAUGCGUUUGAAAGGAAUGCCUGGUUAGUUGAUUUAACAGAAGAACACGUACAUGACAUCAAUGUUGUGACCAACAUUCUUAAAGACUACCUCCGAGAACUUCCCGAACCUCUGUUUACGAAGAGUUUAUUUGAUAUGUUAUUGGACGGAAUUAGCGUUUGUCUACCUGACGAUCCUGAGGGAAAUGUUAAUUUAAUGUUUAACAUACUCGAUUGCUUACCGAAAGUCAAUAGGUGUGCAGUUCUGUGCUUAAUGGACCACUUAAAACGAGUGGUUAGUCACAGUGACAGGAACAAGAUGACCUCUCAAAAUUUGGCUGUUUGUUUCGGACCAGUUGUGAUGUGUCACGUGCUACCUAAAGAAAGAAGUGUCGAGUUGGGAAAGUUUAUUGACGUGUUCAGAUAUCUUCUGAAUAUCUGGCCUGCGCAUAGGGGUUUGUAACUAGUAUUUUUAAUGGUUUGUUUCUGUUUUUCAAAAAAUGCUAGAGUGCAUGUAAAUAGUUUAAAUGUCAACUAAUUUCUUAUACUACUUACCUUAACAGAACAAUUUCUAACUCAGACAAUGAAAACAGUUCCUAAUUGAAUAUGUAAGCUUACAACUUUAUUUUCAACAACAGUUUAAUCUCAUGGUGUCUACUCACUUACCAACGUACUUAGCUGUAAUUACAAUAAUCACCUCAACUGUAACUCCAUAUAUUCAACAGUAAUAAUUGCACUUCAUGAAAGG
Molecule: messenger RNA, 1728 nt
Organism: Limulus polyphemus (Atlantic horseshoe crab)
Lineage: Eukaryota; Metazoa; Arthropoda; Merostomata; Xiphosura; Limulidae
Product: rho GTPase-activating protein 100F-like
Exons: 5
Coding region: 1-1443 (480 amino acids)
Biological process (GO): signal transduction
Source: RefSeq, a predicted model, not a curated record